GUCACAGCUAGCAGACGUUCUGUAGUUCAAUUGUCAACGUUGGCGAUCUGAUUUUAAACUACAUUUCCCGAAUCCAAGGAAAACGAGGACAUGUUACGUAAUGACUUCUUUUUCUUUUUUUUACUCCGCCGUCUCCGCCUUUCACAGUAUCACCUCUGCUUGUUGAGGAGAUUUCCGUAUGGAUGCAGACGCUAAUUUUUGUUAAAUUUCGUGCCUAUCAGAGAAUUUACCCCCUUUAAACUACAACCAUGUUCGGGCGCUCUCGUAGCUGGGUUGGAGGACAGGGUAAAGCAAAGAACAUCCACUCCCUGGACCAUUUGAAAUAUAUGUACCAUGUCCUGACAAAAAACACCACUGUGACAGACAACAAUCGUAACUUACUUGUAGAAACCAUCCGCUCCAUCACAGAAAUCCUUAUUUGGGGAGAUCAGAAUGACAGCUCCGUCUUUGAUUUUUUUCUGGAGAAGAAUAUGUUUGCCUUCUUCUUGAACAUCCUGCGUCAGAAGUCUGGUCGCUACGUCUGUGUCCAGCUCCUCCAAACCCUCAACAUACUGUUUGAAAACAUCAGCCAUGAGACUUCCCUAUAUUAUCUUCUGUCCAACAAUCAUGUCAAUUCCAUCAUCGUCCACAAGUUUGACUUCUCAGAUGAGGAGAUCAUGGCUUAUUAUAUUUCCUUCCUGAAGACGCUGUCACUCAAACUCAACAACCACACUGUGCACUUCUUCUACAAUGAGCACACUAAUGACUUUGCCCUGUACACCGAAGCCAUUAAGUUUUUCAACCACCCAGAAAGCAUGGUCCGCAUUGCAGUCCGCACCAUCACACUCAACGUCUACAAAGUUUCAUUGGACAACCAGCACAUGCUGCACUACAUUCGGGAUAAAACUGCAGUCCCAUAUUUCAGUAACCUGGUGUGGUUUAUCGGCAGCCACGUCAUCGAGCUGGAUAAGUGUGUUCAGACGGAUGAAGAACAUAAGAACAAAGGGAAGCUGAGUGACCUGGUAGCGGAGCAUCUCGACCAUCUCCACUAUCUGAACGACAUCCUCAUCAUCAACUGUGAAUUCCUGAACGACGUCUUAACCGACCACCUCCUUAACCGCCUCUUCCUGCCGCUCUACGUUUACUCCUUGGUUUGUCCUGAGACGUCUGAAGAACGGAAGAUUAACCCUCAGGUGUCUCUCUACCUGCUGUCUCAAGUGUUUCUGAUCAUCCACUAUCAACCUUUGGUCAACGCCCUCGCAGACGUGAUCCUCAACGGAGACCUGUCUGUCUUCAGCUCUCAGACAGACGUGCACAGCUCACACAAGAGCGCGGGCGGAGCAGCUGGGGUGCUUCGGUUCAUUAAACCCCCCGAGUCUCUGGAGCGCUCGCUUGAGCUGUCGCGCAGCCGUGGCCGCAAGAGAACGCAGAAAAGACCCAAUUAUAAAAACCUGGGGGAAGAGGAGGACGACGACAGAGCAGGGGGUGGUGGCAGCGGCGGCGGCGGGGGAGGAGGAGGAGGGCUAGAAGAGAGCUGGGAUGAUGAUGGCUGCAGAGGAGAGAGGGAGAAGGGAAAAGGUACAGAGGGAAUAGGAGGCGGAGCAUGUGGGAGUUCUAAGGGAAGCAGAGCGAGUGGGGAGAUGGCGGAAGAAAUUGAGAUGGUUGUGAUGGAGAAGUGCAAAGUUUCUGAUCUGGCUGAGCAGAACAUCACGGAUGAAGAAAAGACCGCUGCUGCCACUCGCACACAAACGCAGAGGAGCAGACCGUUUCUAGACAUGGUCUACAGCGCCCUAGAGUGCACCGAUGACGACUACCAGGCUCUGUUUGUCCUCUGCUUGCUUUACGCCAUCUCACACAGCACAGGGAUAAACCGGGAUCUUCUGGAGCGUCUGCAGCUGCCAGUUCCAGACCAGGAGAGGAGCUCAUACAGCCUGGUGCUCGUGGAAAGACUGAUCCGAAUCAUGAGCCAAGCAGCUCAGCCGGAUGGUAAAGUGCGCCUAGCCACCCUUGAGCUGAGCUGCCUCUUGCUAAAGCAGUCUGUGCUUUCUGGAAACCACUGCAUCAUCAAGGAUGUCCAUCUGGCCUGUCUGGAGGGAGCCAGAGAAGAGAGUCUGCAUUUAUUGCGAAGUUUCUACAGGGGGGAGGAAAUCUUUCUAGACAUGUUUGAGGAUGAAUACAGAAGCAUGACGAGUAAACCCCUGAAUGUGGAGUAUCUCAUGAUGGACGCCUCCAUCCUGCUGCCACCCACGGGCACCCCUCUGACCGGCAUCGACUUUGUAAAGAGACUGCCCUGUGGGGAUGUGGAGAAGACGCGCAGGGCGAUUCGUGUGUUCUUCAUGUUGAGGGCUUUGUCGCUUCACCUUCAGGAAGAGCCAGAGACCCAACUUCCUCUGACCCGACCGGCAGACCUCAUCAAGACGGAUGAUGUUUUGGACCUCAAUAACAGUGACCUGAUAGCCUGCAUGGUGGUCAACAAAGAUGGCAGCCAAGCUCAGAGGUUCCUCGCUGUUGAUGUGUACCAGAUGAGUCUGGUAGAACCCGAAACCAAACGACUUGGAUGGGGAGUGGUCAAGUUUGCUGGUCUUUUACAAGACAUGCAGGUGUCAGGAGUGGAGGACGACAGCAGAGCGUUAAACAUCGUCAUUCACAAACCCGGCUCCAACCCCCACGCCAAGCCGCUGCCCAUCCUGCAGGCCACCUUCAUCUUUGCUGACCACAUUCGCUGCAUCAUAGCCAAGCAGAGGCUGGCCAAAGGUCGCAUUCAAGCGCGGCGCAUGAAGAUGCAGAGGAUUGCAGCUCUGUUGGACCUGCCAGUGCAGCCCAGUGCUACUGAGGUGUUGGGGUUCAGUCAGACCGCCAAUGCCUCGCCAAGCGGCCUGCCUUUCCGAUUCUACGAGCAGUCCAGGCGAGCCUCCAACGACCCCACAGCCAACAGAUCCGUGUUUGCCUCCGUCGACAAAGUCCCAGGCUUUGCAGUCGCUCACUGCGCGCCACAGCACAGCCCCUCACCCCUGUCCUCCCCGUCACCCCCCUCCAGUGGUAGUGGAAGCACAGGAAGAUGCGACUCCGUCACAGCCAGCACCAUUUCAGCUCAGAGCCCCACAGAUGAUAGUGCGUUCUUAGAACACACUCCGCCCUCGUCGUCAGGCGGAGAAGCUGAUGGAGGCGGCGAUGGAGUAACGGGGGUUUCCUCCGGCCCGUGUCCAGCUCUGGCCCCGAGCCUCACCCCCGCCUCCCAGCCCACCAUCUCCCUCCUCACAGACAGCGAUGCCGACGCUCUGAGCGUGGAGUCACUGACGCUACUGCCCCCCGCCGACUCGCCCCACCUGCACCCCUGUGCUGUGACUCACUCCCUUCACAGGCCGGGGGCCUCCAUUCUAGAGGAGGAAGAAGAGAGCCCGCAGGAGGACGGGGGGUCUCCGCUGGACGAGACGGAUGCAACAGUGAAGGAAGAAACCACCGAGACGGUUGAGCUGGUCACGCCCACAGACGAAGCUGCAGAUGGAGCAGAACGCCCUGCAGGCGAUGACGACGCUCUGGAGUUUGACGGAGACCUGCAGCAACAAGCAGACCUCCCGACCCAGACGACAGCUGCUGAUGAAGCCGUUCGCACUGAAAUGCCAGACUCGCCCGAGCUGGACUGAGGAGCCCGCACACGUCAUGCACUCCCCACCCUCACGUGUCAGGAGCAAUAGACUGAGUCUCACGCUGCCGCCACAGAGCCGUGUUGAUGUAAAUAGUCUGUAAAAGGCUUUUGAAGGCGUCUCAUCACUCGCGUUUGCACAUAAAGACUCUUUUAUUACCCGAAAGAACAAAGACCGCACAUACCGGGAAGUCCCAAAGCACAUCCUAUUAUCUGCGCACUCACAGUGCCAGACCGCAGUGUCACGCGCAGGUGUCGAUUCCUGCAACCAGCAACGUUUUUCUACUCGUCCGGAUCAACGUUUGGGCUCGAACGCAACAUUGUUGAUGUCUCCAGCUUCAGGUCAUUAAACAUUCAUCGAUGCCUGGAAGUUUUCUUUAUCAGCCCAUUGAAAGUCGAUCAGCUGCGUUUGCCUUUUUCUCACUCGCCAGAUUUCUGUUCUUUAGUUCUUCAGACGCUUUUCCUUCGACAUCACAGGAAAAACAAGAAUCAUCAGCAAAGAUGAUUCAAUUAAUGAAUGAAGCAAAGUUGCAUCACUACCCACUAAAACCUCCUUGUUUAAAACCUGCAGGCGUUUCAGUGAGGUGGAGCUAUGAAGUACAGCAAAUACCUCUGUGGAGGUAGAACUCACUCUGUCUUUCAGUUUGUAGGUCACGUUUAAAACAGGUUACUGAAAUAAAACAAAACCUUGCAAGAGCCAAAGUCACAGUUCUUGCAUUUCUUUUUCACUUUGGUUUUGACACGUCUGCAUUUUGGCUUUAAAGAUCCACUCCCAUCAUCUUUUGAUAUGUUUUCAAAGCGUUCUCACUUGUCUUUUAGUUAUGAUUAUGCCGUUUUAGCCCCCUUCUAGGACAUCAUUUCUGCAGAAGUUCAUUAAAAAUUUCCCUUUCAGUUGUAGGUGGGAGCAGAAAGACUCCGCCCCCCUCCCCCCCUCGUUACCAAGAGAUCUCUGUUUAUCCGCUUUCCUUCAAGCUCCCAUUAACCUAACUUCCGCACAGUUUUUAGCCAGAUGACGCCUCGAACGAGAAAAUCGAAGACGUUCAUGUGUCCAUUUGUCUACAAGUGUAUCAGGAUGGACUGGAGCUGGGAGCUUACUAGUAUGUUUUUUUUUUUUGUCACAAAUGUGAUCUCUUUCAAACUACAUUUUAUUAAUCCGCUCCUGAUUUGCAAAGAUUUGAAUCAAGAAAUACUUUGACAAUAUUCCUAAAAUUGCAUUUCAUUCUAUUUAUGUCCUCCAUCAUUAGGAAGAUGCCGCAACAACAUGUUACAAACCCCCAAAAAACACAAUUUUCAUCAUCUGCAAUGUCAUCUUUAAAGAUUCCCCCCAUGAAAAUUGUGUUUUUAACAUAUUUUGUGGCAUUUCUCUGAUGAUGGAGGACAUAUUUAAAGACAGUUAGGCUCAAAACUGCAUUUCUGCAUUUUUCGUGACGUAAAAGCUGCUACAGCGAACCACAACCGCUGCAUUCUGAUUCAUCCACUUGUAGAUGAAUACAUCCAUGAACGUCUUUGCUUUCCUCCGGAAUCUGGCACUCAACUAUGGCUGCAGAGCUCCAAUAUUAGUCAGCAUUUUGGUUGCACCUCAAAAUUCUAAAGACACCUGCCGCUCUGCAGAGACUAUGUUCCAAUGCCACUAAAAUCAGCAUAAUUAUAAUGAAAAGACUAGAGGGAACGCUUUUAACAGAUCAAAAGAAGAUCGGGGUGGCACUUUAAAUCUGUUUGUUCCGUUGAAUGUAUCCACUAGUUUGAGAAUGAUUUCCAACAUCGUCGGAAUACUUAUGAAUGUCACCAACAUUAUUGUUGGGUUUGGGUAAUUUAUUCUUUUCAUUAGAUUCAUAGAAGAAAUAAAAGCAGGAAAAAACAAA
Messenger RNA from Oryzias melastigma (Indian medaka), 5484 nucleotides. RefSeq names its product C-type lectin domain containing 16A (gene clec16a). Bases 249 to 3623 code for a protein of 1124 amino acids. The record is from RefSeq and is a predicted model, not a curated record. Gene Ontology annotation, biological process: endosome to lysosome transport; regulation of autophagosome maturation; endosomal transport. The transcript is spliced from 24 exons. NCBI's taxonomy places the organism in Eukaryota, Metazoa, Chordata, Actinopteri, Beloniformes, Adrianichthyidae. Gene Ontology annotation, cellular component: late endosome; endolysosome membrane.